GAAGCUUGGAGAACGUAUGUUGAAAAUGUAUUAUGAAGCACUUGACUUGUCAACUAACUUAGACUUUCCACAUUUAAAUACGUUGGAUAGUGACGCCGUUAGAGUAUCUGUUCGCAAGUGCACAGAUCCAGGGACUGAAAACGGCGUUAUCCUAACUGCUUCUAACUCCUUUUGGCUUUCUCUUUCUCCUCGUAUUGUUUCUGAUUUUUUCAAAGACAAUAGUAGAAGACCCGAGUGGGAUGUUCUUACCAAAAAUUAUCCAGUGGAGGAGAUUCACCGCAUCACUAGUGGAAUUAACCCUGGGAACUUUACUUCCAUUAUUCAGCCUCUACACCCUGCAAGGAAUGAAAUGAGGAUUCUACAAGAAUGUUACACACAUGCAAUGGAAUCUGUGUUGGUGUAUUGUCCAAUAGAUGCAGGAACAAUGGAUUGUAUAAUAAGAGGAGAAGAAGGUUCUGAAAUGAUGCCUCUUCUUCCUUCUGGUUUAACAAUAACAGGGGAUGGUAGAUUUUCAGAGACAAAAUGUGGACAAGGUAAAACCGAAGGUACGGUUGUGACUUUGUUGUAUCAAUUGCUCAUUGGUAGACCAACUGAUAUGGAUAAACCAGACCUGGGAGCUGUCAACAAAAUGAACUCAUUUGUUACUUCAGCUGUCGACAAAAUCAGAGUUGCUUUGAAUUGUGUUGAUGAUUAUUGAUUACUCUUUUUUAUUUAUUUUUCAUGAUGUACCUUAACUUUUGUUGGGUAAAGACAAUUUUAAGUUUUUAUUGUGUUCAAACAAAUGUAUAGUCAUUUGUCAAAUGACGACAACAAUGGUAUCUAUCAUGUUUUCUUAAAGGACAUCCCAAUUUUAUAAUAAAGUAAAAGAUUCAUUUUUUUGAUGAAAUCUAAUUUA
This is a messenger RNA of Cicer arietinum (chickpea), 895 nucleotides long. Lineage: Eukaryota; Viridiplantae; Streptophyta; Magnoliopsida; Fabales; Fabaceae. The record is from RefSeq and is a predicted model, not a curated record.